Molecule: messenger RNA, 1189 nt
Organism: Manihot esculenta (cassava)
Lineage: Eukaryota; Viridiplantae; Streptophyta; Magnoliopsida; Malpighiales; Euphorbiaceae
Product: B3 domain-containing protein REM8
Exons: 4
Coding region: 196-999 (267 amino acids)
Molecular function (GO): DNA binding
Source: RefSeq, a predicted model, not a curated record
GCUCUUUUUUAGGGUUGGAAACUUAGAAAGGUGUCGGCUGCUGAAAAUUUGCGCGCUAGCCUGAAAAGGUUCGGAGGUCAAACCCCUGAAUGAAAUACUGCUGAUAUUCGCCGUCCAGAGAAAUGAAAAAGCCUAUAAUUUCCAGACCGGAGGUUUAGGAGAGUGAGAGAGUGGACAUUAGCAUCAUCUUCUUCCAUGGCUAGGAGCUGUAAGCUUCCGGUUACUAGGCAUUUCUUCAAGGUUAUUGUGGCUGGUUUCCGAUCCAAACUCUCUCUUCCUGUGGCUUUCUGCCGACGGCUGAAGGGGAAGAGACUGGAUAAGGCAGUGGUGAGAAGUUCCCAGGGGUCAUGGCAUAUCAAAGUUGGCAAAUGCCGCAAAGGGUUGCUCUAUUUUGAACAAGGCUGGGAAGAUUUUGUGACGCACCAUGACCUCGAUCUUGGAGAUUUCGUGGUAUUUGAACAUAAGGGAGACAUGGUUUUCGAUGCCAUAGUGUUCGAUUCAAGCUCCUGUGAGAAAGAGUUUCCAGUUUCCAUCAAUUUCUCCGAGAAGAGUAGGAAGGAAAUUGAUAAUUUAUCUGAUGAAUUUGAGAGCUAUUCUCACACAACAGAGGAAGGGAAUUUCAAAGGGCAAUCCCCGUUGAAAGAUGCUCAAUCUUAUUCUCCGAAGGGUCCUUAUUUCAUAACAACCAUAACAACAUCUAGCGGAGCAGAUGAUGGAUCAUAUCUGGAUAUCCCAGCGGAAUUUGCAAGCUCAAAUAACCUUGUUCGAGCAUCAAUCGUAGUUCUGCAGAAUCCCUCGAGCAAAUUAUGGGCAGUAAAGCUUUGCAGCAUUGAUUCCAAAUGUGGGAAGAGAAGUGCAUUAAGGGGAAAAGGAUGGCAUGAGUUUUAUGUGGACAAUAAACUCAAGGAAGGAGACGUCUGCUUAUUUGAGCUCGACCUUACCAGAAAAAGAUCUGAUGUUGUGGUGAUUACCGUGCAUAUUUUUCCUUUGGUGACCUAAACAGAUGUCACUUUCAUGGGUCUUGCUUCUUUUUAUGCUAAGAUUUUUCCUUUUUUUUUUUUUUUUUUUUUUUUUUUGGCUUUUAGGAUUGGGCAUUUAUUGUUUUCUUCAGCUUUUCCUUCGUUUUUAUAGAAAGCCAUAAAAAUAAUUGGCACAAAUAAAAAAUGGGUUGUCCUUUUUUUUAAAAAAA